AUGAAGCUGUUAGGUCUCAGCAUCCUGCGCAAAGAGAAGCCCAACGCAGUGCUGCUCAACAUGUCCUCCUUCGGCUUCUUCCAGAGGUUCAAUGUUCAGGAGACUAUGUGUGCCCUCUAUGUGUGGCACGCCAGUCUUGCAGAAAUGGUUGUAAUGAACAGUGACUAUUCAUUCCAUGCGGCUGUGGCCUUGCCAGAGAAGGUACUAGAUGAAUUCUCCAAGCAGGUCGACAAGACAGAGUGGCCAGUUGGAUCCCUUGCUACCGUCCUAGAUGGUUACCUCAGGAGAUCCCAGAACCUUGGAGAAACUGACCCCGUGUCUAAGGCAUGGGCUGAGCUGGAGGCAACCAAAAUCGUUCUGCACAACACCACGGAGCCUCUGUUAGAGCAAGGGGAGAAGCUAGAUGAACUGGUGUCCAAAUCCGAAGUGUUAGAAACAGUCUAA
Mustela lutreola (European mink) is the source of this 444-nucleotide messenger RNA. RefSeq names its product synaptobrevin homolog YKT6-like. The coding region runs from base 1 to 444 and encodes 147 amino acids. Gene Ontology annotation, molecular function: SNAP receptor activity. The transcript has a single exon. NCBI's taxonomy places the organism in Eukaryota, Metazoa, Chordata, Mammalia, Carnivora, Mustelidae. The record is from RefSeq and is a predicted model, not a curated record. Gene Ontology annotation, biological process: endoplasmic reticulum to Golgi vesicle-mediated transport. Gene Ontology annotation, cellular component: Golgi apparatus.